Molecule: messenger RNA, 558 nt
Organism: Rubroshorea leprosula
Lineage: Eukaryota; Viridiplantae; Streptophyta; Magnoliopsida; Malvales; Dipterocarpaceae
Source: the annotation of a GenBank genome assembly
AUAAUAUCAACAACCCUACUUCCCCAUUGUUGCAGCACCAAAAAAUGAAGGCACCGCAAUUCUCUUCCAUGCAGGAGGGAGAAACCACCCCUCCCAGCUGGAAGGGGGUUCGCCGGUUUCCCUCCUUUUCCUCCAAAACAAACAAGGCCAAUAUCAUUGGCGGGCAUGGUAAUUGUCAUUCCUUUGAGUUAAAGGAGGCUGCAGAAGCAUUGCAACUAAGAGAAUCAGGCAGGGAGAGGCUGAAAAGGCAUAGAGAAGAGGUGGCAGGACGAGUUCCAAUACCGGAUAAAUGGGAGAAGGAGGAGUUGCUUAAGGAUUGGAUGGAUUAUUCUUCCUUUGAUGCGUUGUUGGCCCCAAAGGGACUUGGAUUGGCUCGAGAAGCUUUGAUGGCAGAGGGACGGAGGAUGGCUCCUUAUCAUCAACAUCAACGACUCAGGAUACAAAGUAUGUGCUGAACAGAAACUAUCCAAGGAACCUCAGCUCUGUACCUUUCUUUUAUUACUUAUGUUGUUUGCAUAAUAUGUUAUUACUUAUUAGUAAUAAUUCAUGAUUCCUUAC